This is a messenger RNA of Ilyonectria robusta, 2671 nucleotides long. Its product is annotated as kinase-like domain-containing protein. The coding region runs from base 18 to 2441 and encodes 807 amino acids. Gene Ontology annotation, biological process: peptidyl-serine phosphorylation; peptidyl-threonine phosphorylation. Gene Ontology annotation, molecular function: protein serine/threonine kinase activity; ATP binding. The record is from RefSeq and is a predicted model, not a curated record. NCBI's taxonomy places the organism in Eukaryota, Fungi, Ascomycota, Sordariomycetes, Hypocreales, Nectriaceae. The transcript has 6 exons.
UUUUGCCCUUUUUCCAUAUGGAGAUUAUCAACAAAGGAGGAACUGCAACAGUAUACCACUGUAAGGUGCAAGUGGACCUGGUUAAGGACGAUUUGGCGAACAUCUUGGAGUCCUCUAAGAAGACGGACCCAACAUACGGGGAUUACUACGAACUGGCGAUCAAGUCCUACAUGAGCGAAUACGCCGACGUAUACAUGAUGGAAAGCACUGCAUUCACCGGCAUGCAGGGCCAGGAAGGAUUGGGAGUCGUCAAGUAUCUUGGAGCGUAUCAUACCGAUGGCGGAAAUCACCGGGAUCAUAUUAUGCUGGAGUACGGUGAGCAAGACCUCGACGAGUACCUGGCCGACACCUGCCCACCAGUUUUGAACAAGGAAAUAAUCGACUUUUGGGAAAGUCUCUUCAAGGUCGCCCAUACCCUCGAAGGAAUACACAUACUCAACCACAAGGGAGAAGAUGGAAAUAUGCACCUACUCAAUGGUUGGCAUGGAGACAUAAAACCCGAGAACAUACUCCAUGUCCGUCAGGAAUUCAAGCUGGCUGAUUUUGGCUUCUCCAAGUUUAAGCAAGCCGACUUUGACAUCUCCAAGAUCGAAAAGCACAUAGCUUCAACACGCCUUCUUGGGGGCACUCGGACUUAUGGGGCGCCGGAGCGAGACACAGUGGGACGGAGCUCACAAACCACAGACACUUGGUCAUUUGGUUGUGUGCUCUCGGCUGUGGCAACAUGGGUUAUACUUGGCCCAUCAUUUUGCCUCGGUUAUGAUAGGGUACGCGAAGAUGCCAUCAAGGACUUACACAGGCGUCGCCAACACGACCCAAGCAUCAGCGUUCCCGAUUGCGACGACGCGUUUCACGACGGCAGCAAGGUACUUAAUGCUGUCACCGAGUGGCAUGAUCAUCUUCGAAACUCCACACGAAGAGCCGACACCAUUUCUCGCCAUGUGCUCGACCUCGUCGACCAAGGGAUGCUCGUUGACGAUCCUGAGAAAAGAUUGACGUCGGCCAAGUUGUGUGAGAGCUUGGACAAGAUCGUUUUGCGUGCGAACGACGAAUAUCAACAAUCCGUGGAAAACGGAACGCUGAAGAAAGAAUCAGAGGGGACCUUACAAGCCCUUUUAAAACUUGAUUUGCACGCGCCGACCAUUGCCAAGUCAUUCUCCCAAGCGGAGAAGGAAUCCGACUCUGCUAUCAACCCCAAACUGCUUCAUGAGCAGAACACAACUCUGCCACGGCCCCGUCUCUCCAACCGUGUUCGCAAGUCGGAAUACUUUGGCAAAAUUGUUAUUGCAAAGACAGCAAACCGAGAACAGGUGAUCCGGUCUGACUCAAGGAUCUCCGACCGAAAUGAGACAAGCGAGCAAAGCAGUCGUUCAGAAACCAUGCCUAUCCGCAAGCCACCCAACCCCAUUAUACAAACAACACACCAUGAACUAGAUGCAACGCAGUCGAGGGUGACAGGUAAGGGGAUCGAGAGGUCAAGGGGUUAUCUAUCGAUUGACCCCAAUGCAACCCGCAAAGAGCUGAACGACUCAUACCAUCCAGCCAUUCCAUCACCAAUAUCUGCCGUGUCGGAGCAAGAUUCUGGAGAAGAGGCUGUUCCGCCUACUCCGAGACCACAGUCUGGAAUUACCGCAGUUGCGAUGGAAUACUAUCGCCUUAUGGAACUGUGGGCGAAAUCCAAAGGAGUGUCCUCUUUUUUCUCCAAGAUUCCCAAAGAUGACUAUCUCGAUCACCACAUUUCGAAAAGAGAUAUUACAUUUGUCGUCGAUAACGCCCAUAGCAUGAAGCUUCACUGGACCAACUCAGAAAUGACUCUCUUAACACUGGCCAUGAAAAUUGGGCCUCUUGACAAGGAUGGCCUGGACCUUCGUUAUACCAUUGGUGAGCACCAUGAGUUGAACGACAUCAAGAGCUGGAGGAUCGAACCCCGGUUCCGGCAAUCGAUGAGUGACACAUACGACCGCAUAGACGAACGCGAUCAGACAGACAUGGCAGCAACGUUGUCGGCAAUUUUUGACGAGUACUUGAAGGAUUUCAGCAAGAAAAAGACCCUCAUCAUCCUAACCAACGGGCUUUGGGAAGGAUCGGCGCUCACCGAGGACGUCGAGAAUGUGAUACUCGAGUUCAUUGCCAAACUUAAGUCGAAGAUAGGUUCGUUGAAACGACGUUGGUUCACUAUCCAGUUCAUUUCCUAUGGGAAUGAUGAAAAGGCACUACGGCGGCUUCAACACCUUGACGACAAUCUGAACGCAAAGUAUGACAUUGUCGACACGAAGCCCUGGGAUUUUCCAGACGUGAAUUCACUUAUCCUGGGGAGCAUCUUACAAAGCGGAGACGACGCAAAGGCGAGGACAGUGGUGUCGACACCAUCCAUGCAAACCAGCCCCCCACAGAGCGCUAGAAAGAGAAGGAAUCGAUUUUCAGAAAUCUUGAAAUCAUGAAUGCGGCAUUCUUCUACAUUUUGGGAUGCCUUUACCUCGCGGGCGGGGUACAUUGGUAAUUACAUGUCUGCUGGUUUGUACUAUUACGGCUUGAUCUAUUUCCAUCACUAGAGGGUCUUUUGGGUAGUUUCUGUUUAUUGGGUAUAGAGGCAUUUGUUCCUAAUACGGGCAUCCCUCGGGCGUUUUCUGUUCGUUCCCAUGUUUGACAUGAUGUAUUCACAUGAUACCCG